This is a messenger RNA of Diospyros lotus (date-plum), 1030 nucleotides long. RefSeq names its product calcium-binding protein CBP-like. Bases 69 to 857 code for a protein of 262 amino acids. Gene Ontology annotation, molecular function: calcium ion binding. NCBI's taxonomy places the organism in Eukaryota, Viridiplantae, Streptophyta, Magnoliopsida, Ericales, Ebenaceae. The record is from RefSeq and is a predicted model, not a curated record. The transcript has 4 exons.
UCACUGAAACAGGCAAACCGAUCCACAAUCUCUCUCCCUCUCUCUCUCUCUGAAUUCUAAGUGUGAAAAUGUCCGGAUACCCGCACAAUCAACCCGGUUAUGGCUACGGUCAAGCGCCGACGGCGCAACCGUACCAGGCCGGCGCUCCCUACGGCGCCGCACCGCCACCAGGCCAGUAUCCGGCCUACGGCGCUCCAUCGGCGCCGUACGAAAAGCCACCGAAGGAUAAGCCCUACGGCGGCGGCGGCGGCCAUCCGCCGGCGUCCGCUUACCCUCCUUCGGCGGGCCAGCCCUACGGAAGCCCGUUCGCGUCGCUUGUUCCGUCGGCCUUCCCGCCGGGGACGGAUCCGACAGUGGUGGCGUGCUUCCAGGCGGCGGACCAGGACGGGAGCGGCGUGAUCGACGACAAGGAGCUGCAGAGGGCUCUAUCGUCCUAUAACCAGAGCUUCAGUAUCCGGACUGUUCAUCUUCUCAUGUACCUCUUCACCAAUUCUAAUGCCAGAAAGAUCGGACCAAAGGAAUUCACUUCAGUGUUCUAUAGUCUUCAGAGCUGGAGGGGCAUCUUCGAGAAAUUCGACAGAGACAGAAGCGGCAAAAUCGAUGCCGGGGAGCUGCGAGAGGCGCUGCUCAGCCUAGGAUUCGCAGUGUCGCCGGUGGUUCUGGAAUUACUGGUCUCCAAGUUCGACAAGACUGCCGGAAAGACCAAGGCCAUCGAAUAUGACAAUUUCAUUGAGUGCUGUCUCACCGUCAAGGGGCUGACUGAAAAGUUUAAAGAGAAGGAUACUAACUACACGGGCACAGCCACCUUCACUUACGAGUCCUUCAUGCUCACUGUGUUGCCUUUCCUGAUUGCCUAAGAUCGAUGUAUGGAUCACUCUCCUUCGGUUUGAAGUUCUCUCUGUUUAGACUUGUCCAGCUAUAUUACUCUGAAGUUAUCUCGCAUUUUGUUUAUAGUUUGUCACUCAAUGAUUUGUUUGUUUCCGUACCGUUUUCGGCUAUGCAAGUGAGGAGUUGUUGAUAUGAUCUUCAA